Molecule: messenger RNA, 1898 nt
Organism: Humulus lupulus (European hop)
Lineage: Eukaryota; Viridiplantae; Streptophyta; Magnoliopsida; Rosales; Cannabaceae
Exons: 1
Coding region: 469-1656 (395 amino acids)
Source: RefSeq, a predicted model, not a curated record
AUCUAAUCAAUUAUGACCGUUACCCUUAAACUUUCCCAAGCCUAGCUAUUUCGAUCAACAUUUGAGCCAUUAUGUAUUUUCAAGCAACCUCUAGAAAUCACACGUGUGUUAUAAAUAUUCACUCAUUUAUAUACUUCUAUUUAUUUUUUACUUUUUUGCCUACUUGGCUGUAUUCUAAAAUGUUUACGUAAUGCUUAUCCUGAUUCGCAUCUCAUAGGAUUCCUCCUCUGUCCCAAAAACACUACGCCUUGGAGUUUUAAAUUGCCUCUGGCUAAGUUUCUAGCCGUUGGAACCAAAAUUUGGACAGCACAGAACUGCGUCUCUUCUUCUUCUUCUCCAAAGAAUCGAAUUUUACUUUCGUCCGAUCUUGUUGGUAUUUCACGAAAAGAAAGGGCAUUUUUUCAGCACUGAGUUUCCCUUGCCAAGUUUAGAUUUUGAAAUCUAUAGUUGGGGUUUGUGGCCAAGAAAAUGAAGGGGGUGAAAGGAAAAUUGCUCAAGAAAAUCAAAUCAAUCAAACCCGCUGACUAUCUUAAGCUCCAAGAUCGAAUUCUUCAGGUGAGUUUCUCAAAUGGGUACGUAGAUUCUUCUCCCAACGAUGUCAAUGUUCAAGCUCAGAGCAGGUUGAGUUUCGAAGGAACAGAGGAGAAGAAAAUUAACCGGAGUUGCGUGGCAGUACAAGAGCCCGAUGUUAUCGAUGUGGAAGAGCUGAUGAAAGACCUUGAAGAAGAAGAAGAUAUGGAUUUUGAUGAAGAUACAGACGACAAGGAGAACAUCAGGCCACAUUUGUCUACGAAGAACCCGUUUUAUCUCAAACCCAAUCCAGAGAUUUCGAUAAGAACAGAGCAGGGAUUAAGAGAGAGAAGGGUUUCGAAAGAUUCAGAACUGUCGACACCAGAGCCUGGUAAUCACAGACAAACUGAAACAACCCCUUUAUCGGAGAUGGACAUCUCGUCUUUCCGGCGGCCGGAUUUGAACUCGCAUAGCCUAUUUGAUCCGAGACUGCUCGCCGCAUUUCAUCAAGCGGUGUUGGAACAUAUCAGAAUGAGCGAAGCGGAGAGAAAAAACAGAACUGAAGAAAAGAGCAAAGAAGAAGAAGAAGAAGAAGAACACGAGCCACCUUCGAAAGCUCCACGAAUCGAAAAAGAUGGUGAUGGGGAUGAUGACCCUUUGCUAGAAUUCGAAGAGAAGUGUCCACCGGGUGGUUCAGAGUCAAUAAUCUUCUACACAACAACACUGAGAGGGAUUCGAAAGACUUUCGAAGGCUGCAGCAGCAUACGCUUUCUUCUCGAGAGCUUUCGGGUACUGUAUUACGAAAGAGAUGUUUCGAUGCACUUAGAAUUCAGGGAAGAGUUGAGGAUGAUCUUGGAUGGAAGAGCACUUCCUCCAAAGCUUUUCAUUAGAGGAAGAUACAUUGGUGGAGCAGAGGAGGUGCUGGGACUACAUGAGCAAGGAAAGCUUAGGCCACUCUUCAAAAGUGUCCCCAUUGAUAGGAGUGAUGGCCCUUGUGAAGGGUGUGGAGGAGUAAGGUUCGUGGUUUGCUUCAAUUGCAAUGGCAGCCAUAAGGUCAUUAGUGAAGAAGAUGAUGGUAAUGGUCAGUACCAAAUUUGUCCCAAGUGUAAUGAGAAUGGAUUGAUUAUAUGCCCUCUUUGCUGCUGAAACACUUGGCUUUUUUUGUUCAUUUUCUUCCUUUGUAUCUACGAUUUUCUUUUUCUCUUUUUUCCUGAGUUAUUUUUCUAUUCAUAUUCUUUUGAUUCUUUCUGUGCUGGUUGGAGUACAAUUUCUGGGGCAUUAUUUGGCUAUAUAUAUAUACCUGUUUCUGUGGAUUAAAGUCAGCUUCUUCCUUGUUCAAUAUGUAAAAUUCAGAGUGAGCAAUAAAUGGAGAAGAUUCCUUAAAUUCU